Molecule: messenger RNA, 1626 nt
Organism: Fragaria vesca subsp. vesca
Lineage: Eukaryota; Viridiplantae; Streptophyta; Magnoliopsida; Rosales; Rosaceae
Product: serpin-ZX-like
Exons: 1
Coding region: 1-1626 (541 amino acids)
Molecular function (GO): serine-type endopeptidase inhibitor activity
Source: RefSeq, a predicted model, not a curated record
AUGGACAACAAAGAUGAUGGUCGCCGUAUUUCGUAUACUCCCGAGCAAUGUACUCCGUAUAACCCUAGUUCUCCGGUGUAUACUCCUAGUUCUUCGGCCUACACUCCUAGUUCUCCGGGGUAUACUCCUACUACUCCGGGUUCUCCGGAGUAUAAUCCUAGUUUUCCGCAGUAUACUCCUUACUCUCCUUACUCUACUGUGUAUACUCCUAGUUCUUCGGCCUAUUCUCCUACUUCUCCGGGUUCUCCGGAGUAUCAUCCUAGUUCUCCGCAGUAUACUCCUUACCCUCCACCGUAUACUCCUUACUCUACAGCUUACAUUCCACAAGUAUAUCACCCUACGCAACAAAAUGGAGUCCCUUCGUAUAUUCCUUCCCCUUCAUUGUACUCUCCUUCACGUUACACUGCCGCGGGUCAUACGAUCAUGAAUAGUACUCAUCCACCGCCUUCCUUCAAACCAUCUAAGGAACUCAGAGAAUCCAUUAAAAACCAGACCGAUGUUGCACUGGGAAUCACAAAGCACCUGCUUCUGACUUUAGGCAAGGACAAGAACAUGGUGUACUCCCCAUUGUCCAUCCACAUUGGUCUUGGCAUGAUAAUGUCUGGGACGAAGGGUCAUAUCCAGGACCAGUUUCUCUCUUUCUUGAAGUCCAAGUCCAUCAACGAGCUCAAUGAUCUCGCCUCCAAUGUCUAUCCUCUGGUCUUUGCGGAUGGAGAAUCAAAGGGCGGGCCUCGCAUUUCAUUUGCCAAUGGUGUUUGGGUUGAAGAGUCUCUCCAUGUCAAGCCUUGUUUCAAAGAGGCACUGGACGCCACUUACAAGGGAGCAUUGAAUCAUGUCGACUUUAGAACAAGGGCUGAGGAAGUGCGUUAUGAAGUGAAUUCAUGGGUCGACAAGAAGACCAGUGGCCUUAUUAAAGACAUUCUAUCUCCAGGGUCUGUUAGCAGAAAAACAGAUCUCAUCCUCGCUAGUGCAUUAUACUUCAAAGGAGCUUGGAAUGAAAAGUUCGAUGAAUCAAUGACAAAAGAAUUUGAUUUCCAUCUCCAGGGUGGGAGUUCAGUGAAGGCACCCUUCAUGACAAGUUCAAGAUACCAGUUCAUAAGUGUCUUUGACAGCUUCAAAGUCUUGAAGCUUCCCUACAAGCAUGGUGAAGAUUACGAUCGUCGUUUCUGUAUGUGCGUGUUUCUUCCAAAUGAAACAGAUGGACUACAAGCUUUGGUUGAGAGGGUUUGUUCCGAGUCUAUAGAUGGAUAUAUUCCCCGCACAUCUGUUCCAGUUGGUAAAUUUUUGAUCCCAAAGUUUAAGAUAUCUGCCGAGUUUGAUCCUCUCCCUGUUCUGAAACCGUUAGGAUUCUCUUUUGAAAAUGGGCAUUUGACCGAGAUGGUGGAGGGUCGUGCUGUUGCUCUCAACAUGUUCCAAAAAUCUUUUAUUGAAGUUAAUGAAGAAGGCACUGAGGCUGCUGCUGUUUAUAUUACACGCGGACCUGGUUACUCAUCGGGUAUUGAUCCACCCAAACCUAUUCCUGUAGAUUUUGUGGCAGAUCACCCGUUCCUUUAUCUAAUCAGGGAAGACGUGACUGGAACGGUCAUGUUCGUUGGGCACGUCCUAAACCCCAUUAAAGAAAAAUAA